Molecule: messenger RNA, 681 nt
Organism: Batrachochytrium dendrobatidis JAM81
Lineage: Eukaryota; Fungi; Chytridiomycota; Chytridiomycetes; Rhizophydiales
Exons: 3
Coding region: 1-681 (226 amino acids)
Source: RefSeq, a predicted model, not a curated record
AUGAGGAAUCUUCAAGUCUAUGGCAUUCAUUCAACUGGCUCGAUCUGGAAGUUUGUUUUCAUUGAUGAAAAUGGAUCAUUGUUUGUUUCAAAAGAGUAUCAAUUGAAUCCUGAAAAUUAUGUCAAGGAAGGAUUUGACCUAAUCUACCGUCUUGUCUACUAUGUGGUGAAGCAAUCUCAUAUCAACAGCCCUCGUACGACACCUGCUGGCUUUACAACCUGGAUUAGAAGAGUUGCUGCUCUAAAUGAUUCAGAUUUGGAAGAAGAGCUCAAAUUGGUCAACAAGAAUUCACUCAAUGCAUUCGCAAGAGCAAUUGGUCGUAUCCGUCGUCCCGAACUAGAUUCUCAUACAUACAGAAAUGGAACGUAUGAAGCACAUCCCCAUGCAGAUACAAUCAAUUUAUUGGUUUCUAUUGGAGAAUCUACACUAUCUGCCAUCAAUUCGGAAACACCAGUCAGUUCUCAUAUAGAUGACAAUACUAGAAUCAAGACAAUUCAUAGGACAAGACCUGGUUGCCUUGAAAGGAUGCUUUCCAAAUCAAAAGAAUUCAAUGACUACACUAUAAAAGCAUUUAAAUGGAACUAUACGAUGUGUCGUUUAUACAUUGGAAGUAGUAAGGGUAGAGCACCGAAUGAUACCGCUUUUCAUUUACUGCGACAUUUUACGCUUUCUUCAUAUUAA